Molecule: messenger RNA, 3576 nt
Organism: Neohortaea acidophila
Lineage: Eukaryota; Fungi; Ascomycota; Dothideomycetes; Mycosphaerellales; Teratosphaeriaceae
Exons: 1
Coding region: 100-3420 (1106 amino acids)
Source: RefSeq, a predicted model, not a curated record
CACUACAGCAUUCCACUCCCUUCACCACACCCGCUUCCAUAAGCACUCCCUUCGCACCUAUGAUACCCUCUCGCCCCAUCCACACAUAAUGGCCCAGCCAUGUUCACUCGCGGCCCUCGACGACCCCUCCCGUCCGCAAGAACUAUCCGCCUCCUCUACCAAUUCGGGUACAUUGCAACGGGCACCGCGGCGGGCUUGGUGACGCUGUGUCUAGAAGAGCAGCGGCGCCGCAUCCAGAUCCUGCAAAAGGUCGUGGAUAAUGCCAGGGUGAUUCGCAGUCAUCCUAAGUACCGGGGGAGUCAUUCGUUCGCGGCGGCGACGUGGGAGAGUAGUGAGGAUGAAGGUUCUUGGUGGGGUAGUGCUGCGCCGCAGGUGGAAGAUACCAGAGUAGAGAGGCCGGGGUUCUUUGGUGGGGGAAGACGAGCGAGAGCGAGGUCUGCGCAGACUACUGAGCGCUCUUCGAUUACGACACGGAAUCAGAGCAGCGGCCUGCAGGAUGGCGGGACGGGUCUGCAAUCCACACGCCAGCGUCGCGAAGAGCGAUUUGAAGGCGCGUCCUCGGCUGACAAGGCGUCUUCGACGCUCAGUCGAGACGUCGAACCACCCUCGUCGAGCCCCGUCCAGCGGCCGACCUUUAGCGGGCCUCUUGCAGGUGAUCGAUUCCAGGAACCUGCUCAUCGCUUGUCAGACCGUGGGCGGAACGCUUUGUCGAAAGAUCACCGCGCACCGGACCAUCCAUUGUUCCAUAGGCCGGUGCGCCUACAAGACCGGAGUCACGCAGCAGAUACGACUGAAGUACCGCAGCAGAAGAAGGCCAACACUUGCGACCUAGCGCUCGGAAAAGCCAUAACGGAGGACAGAACAGACGAGUGCCUGAGUCUGCUACAUUCCAAAGUCGCAGCCGCAGACACUAGAGCCAAGAUCAAAUCGGUCGGCGCAGAGAUCGACGCCUUUAUCAAAGCGUGCAAUGAUUCGGGCCGCCACUGGAUGCUGGCGACCGCAUUGCGCCCAAGGAACCGUCUUCUCGCGCGGCAUUCCCGAUCCGACCUUCUCCAGCGCUACUUGAUUCCUCAGAGCCUUCGCGCUAUCCAGCAUGCCCUAGUCGCCACUCAAUGUCCGCAAUGGGAGUUUGAGGAGAUUUGGAAGAUGUUACCUGAUUAUCUACGUCUGUCGUUCGAUCCUAUCCUGGCCAUCCCAAGUCUACAAGCGUACUGGAAAUUCACGCGAGACUUGACCAAGGUUGACAAAUAUGUUGCGGAGAAGCUUAAGAAGGAGAUGGAACAGUACAAAGAUCACGAAGCAAAGCUGCAGGAGCUGAACUUUGCUAUGGUUGGUAUCUACGCCGACGCUGGCUUCUUGGACCGCAGCGUGGAGCUCCUCGCUCAAAUGCAAGGCAAUGAGGGUGCCAGCAACGAACUUAUGCGACGUUUUGCCAUCCUGUUGGCGCACAAGCACGACUGGGACAGUUUGAGUCGCCUGUUCACGGUCAUCGAACAUUUGCCGACGCCGCUUUUCGAAGAGAAGCACUCGACAACUUUCAACACGAUCAUCAUGCAUUAUGCCAAAGAGCAUAGCCCCACCGAAACUUGGAACUUCGUUGCCCAUGCAAUGGAAAGUCUUACUUUGCGGCCCACUCGCAUGACUGCUCAGCUUGUGAUGGAGAAUUUCGUGCGGCACAACACCUUUGACUUGAUCCCCAAGUGGCUGGCCUUCCAAAGCGAAUGCGGAUUCAAAACCGACAUGGAUGCGCGCUUAGCACGGAAUUUAUUGCAGGAGCACUACCUCAAGUACCGGCCGCCGCACGAUCUGCUAAUGACGUGGUGUCGCCGACUGGCGGUAUUCUAUCCGGCAAUCAUGAACAAGCAGCUCCAGGACCUCCUUCGGGGCGCGAUAACGUAUGACAUGCAUGACUGGCGAGGCACGGGUCGGGGCAAUGCCAUCCGUUUUGCAAAGGUGCGGCUGGAUCUCAUCGAGGAUACGCGCCAUAUCAUUCCGUCUCCCGGCUUUGUGUUUCGGGAAGAAUUGUAUCUGCCAGACUCUUCUGCCUCGAUUGUAGAAGGCAGUGCGAUCCCAACACCAAUUUCCACGUCCGAUGAUGUCUCCGACGCCUCCGACGCCUCCGACGAUAUGAUGAACUUCGAGGAGCCCAACUUGCCAACGGCCGUUGGUUACAGCUCGUCGCAAAAUCACUUGAGAGCGCGGAAGCGUACAUGGACGCAGGAUGAGGCGUUGGAGGAGCAUGAUAUUCUGGGCGCCUCACCUCAGUUCAGCGUCUUGUAUCGUGAGAUGUGGCUGGAAGUCCAGAAACGGAACUACCGCAAAGCUCUCGAACUCUACCGCGAUAGCUUGGAUCCGGCUGGUCUGCCUCCAGUCGCCGCGGCUCUUGAGCUUGCCGUCGAGGCCUCCAUUCGCCUCCACCGUGGCGACCGAGUGGUAGCUGAGCAGCUGAUGGCCAGCGCUCGCAAAGCCGGCAUGAACACCGCCGCCGCCACGCGCCCUUUCCUUAUCCACACGAUGCGGACCCUCUACCAUUCCGGCAAACACAUCGAUUCUGCCGAGCUCGAGACCAACGUUCUCCGGUACUACGAAGCAAACUUCUCCAACAACCAACGUCUCACCUCUUAUGUCGCGAACACUGCCGCCACCGUCCUUCUUCAUCGCAACUCCCCUGCCGCUGCUCUCCGCCUUCUUUCGGUCAUUCACGGCCGCUGGCCUGAUGAACUCCCCGUUACCAACGUCGUCUGCACCAUCCAGCUGCAAUGCCAUACUGCCCUGCGCUCUCUCCCCGGCGUCCAAUCCGUCCUCCAAACGAUGCUGGACAAGGACUUCCGCAUUCAGCGUCGCUUCCUGCUCAAGCUCAACGAUUGCAAGAAGAAUGCGAGGAAGUUUGAGGAGAAUGCCUCGCAGGAUGUGGCUGCUUUGCUGGAGUCAUGGCUCGGAAUCUUCCGAGAGAAGAGAGCAAAGCAAACCGAAGAGGCGAAGCAGGUCGGAGAGGCAUUGUUGGCUGUCCUCGUGAGUUGUUCAGAGCACUCGGCGCCGCUGAUACCAGCCACGCAUGAGGAGACGAUUGGCGAUGGCCGGGCUGCCGAUGAGCACGGCACCGGCACCGCUGUAUACGUCCCCUUCAUCGACGAGUCGUAUUUCUCCGACGAGCCGGAGCCCACGGACGGGGCGAAGGAGGCCAAGCGCCUCGCGACACUGAGGCAGCGCAUGAUUCGAGACAUUGAGGAUGAAGCGGUCUUUCGCUGGCACACGGAAAAGCGGCUUCGAGAGGCCCAUCUGCAGAGCCGCGUUGACGAUAGCGACCAGGUAUAUAGGCCUUUUGACGCUGCUGAGGCGGACAGUUAUGAGGCGGGGUUGCAUGGUGAUGGAAUGGAUGGGGCGCCGAAUGCGCUUGCUGUUGUUGAUACCCGGGCAUAGCGUUGGAUGGGCUAAAGAGCUUUUAGACGAGCGUUCGAACAACGAGUUUCGAAAUGAAUUGAAGAGAGCGUGCUGUCGUAAACCGUUAGUCUGGCCGCGGAGAUUGCAGCCUGAGGCUAAGUUCUUGGCGGUCGCGUACUUCCUAAUCCGUACGCG